Molecule: messenger RNA, 383 nt
Organism: Myotis lucifugus (little brown bat)
Lineage: Eukaryota; Metazoa; Chordata; Mammalia; Chiroptera; Vespertilionidae
Product: rab9 effector protein with kelch motifs-like
Exons: 4
Molecular function (GO): protein binding
Source: RefSeq, a predicted model, not a curated record
UAAGCCGCUGCAGAACACCAUGAAGCAGCUGCCAGUCUUGGAGCCUGGAGACAAGCCCAGGAAAGCAACAUGGUACACGUUGACCCCCGCUGGAGACAGCCCAUGUGCUCGGGUUGGCCACAGCUGCUCGUAUUUACCCCCCGUUGGUGAUGCCAAGAGAGGGAAGGUCUUCAUUGUUGGGGGAGCAGAUCCAAACAGGAGCUUCUCCGAUGUGCACACCAUGGACCUGGAAACACACCAGUGGGACUUAGCCACCUCGGAGGGCCUCUUGCCCCGGUAUGAGCAUGCCAGCUUCGUUCCCUCUUGCACACCUCACAGCAUCUGGGUGUUUGGAGGUGCCAACCAGUCAGGAAAUCGAAACUGCCUACAAGUUCUGAAUCCUG